AUCACGGAAAGUGUGCACGCAUUGGAGUCAAUUUAACGUUUAUAUCCUCGUCAUUCGAACGAGUCGAGUACGAUGCUCCGAUUGUUUCGCGAUUGAGAUAUCAAAUUAUUCUAGAUAAAGAUUCUUAACUCGUACCAGGAUAACGAUUAUGCGACGACUCGUUGUCUUCUUUUGUCUCGUUAUUGUUGAAUUUCUUUUGUGUUCGGCGCAAGAGAAACAACAUGGAACGGUGUUGUUCGGAGAUCCGUGCGAAAGGGACGUCAAUUGCAUCGAACAUGCAUAUUGUCGUAUUCAACGGAUCUGUCAAUGCGAGCAAUAUUACGCACCCAAUCCCGAGAGGACGAUUUGUCUCGCCACAGCCGGACUGAGUUGCGUCGAUGACUUUACUUGCGGUACCAUGUCCAAUGCGGUUUGUCGUCAAAACGUGUGUACUUGCAAAGACGCAUUUACCCUGGAUAUAAACAAUUCGUCUAAUUGUAUAAGUAGACCGUCGAAAGAAGGCGACGCUUGUCAAAAAAGGGACGACUGCGAGGAAGCUAUGGAACGUGCGAUAUGCAUCGAUAAUAAAUGUCGUUGCAUCACUGGCCUUCGUUUCGUCAACGAAACUGGCAAAUGCAUUCAGGCUCGUGGCCGAUAUAACUCGUGUACCAAGGAUUACGAGUGCUUCCUCGACGAUGGCACACCGAACGUUUUACAAUGUAAAAACGGCGAAUGCGUUUGUAGAGAUAACGAUCCGCGAUGCAGUAAAGGUUCGUCCGUUGCGACAACGACGAUAGGACUGAUCGUAUCGAUGAUCGUAGCACGGAUAGCGUGAUUAACGUAAGAAUAUAUCGUAGGACUUUAUCGACGGAGAAAAAACGCAAGACUUUUCUAUAGAACGAUACAAUUUUUGUUCCAUCUUCUCCUCUUUCAAAUAAAUAAAACGACCAUUGCGUCACGAAA
Molecule: messenger RNA, 942 nt
Organism: Vespula pensylvanica (western yellowjacket)
Lineage: Eukaryota; Metazoa; Arthropoda; Insecta; Hymenoptera; Vespidae
Exons: 6
Coding region: 149-814 (221 amino acids)
Source: RefSeq, a predicted model, not a curated record